Messenger RNA from Sciurus carolinensis (gray squirrel), 1649 nucleotides. RefSeq names its product interleukin 36 receptor antagonist (gene Il36rn). Gene Ontology annotation, biological process: inflammatory response to antigenic stimulus; cellular response to lipopolysaccharide. The transcript is spliced from 5 exons. NCBI's taxonomy places the organism in Eukaryota, Metazoa, Chordata, Mammalia, Rodentia, Sciuridae. The record is from RefSeq and is a predicted model, not a curated record. Gene Ontology annotation, molecular function: interleukin-1 receptor binding; cytokine activity. The coding region runs from base 82 to 561 and encodes 159 amino acids.
GGAGAGGAGCGGGCAGAGGCCACAGGCUCCCACGCGGGACGAGCAAGCUGAGUAGGGGAGUCUACACAUCAGGGACUCAAGAUGGUCCUGAGCGGGGCGCUGUGCUUCCGAAUGAAGGACUCGGCCUUGAAGGUGCUCUAUCUGCAUGACAACCAGCUUCUGGCCGGAGGGCUGCAGGCGGGGAAGGUGAUUAAAGGUGAGGAGAUCAGUGUUGUUCCCAAUCGGUCACUGGACGCCAGGCUGUCCCCAGUCAUCCUGGGUGUCCAGGGAGGGAGUCAGUGCCUGUGCUGUGGGACAGAGAAGGAACCGACUCUGAAGCUGGAGCCCGUGAAUAUCAUGGAGCUCUACCUGGGUGCCAAGGAGUCCAAGAGCUUCACCUUCUACCGGAGGGACAGGGGACUCACCUCCAGCUUCGAGUCGGCCGCCUACCCGGGCUGGUUCCUGUGCACGGUGCCGGAGGCUGACCAGCCCGUGAGGCUCUCCCAGGUCCCCGAGGACGCGGCCGAAGAUGCGGCCUGGGACUCGCCCAUCACGGACUUCUACUUCCAGCAGUGCGAUUAGGGCCACGUGCCCUCAGCUCCCUGGGCAGCGUCAGCUGGGGCAGGGGGACCUCCCCUGCUCUCAACUCCCCCUGACUUACAGGACGCCCAGCCGCUCUCUCCUCUUCUGACCCCCAUUUGUGUCGAGUCCUCUGCGUUGGGGGUCAGUGCCCAGAUUCACCCCCCACCGGGUGGUCCUGCCGUGGAACCCUAAAACCCCACGUGGGAUAAGCCGUGAGUGACACAAAACCACCGAGUGGGACUCCUUCAUGCUUGGAGGUGCCGGACCCAGUGCCCCAGGUGCCCACGGGAGGCCCUGUCAUCCCCCAGGUGCAGGCCCACAGAUGGUGGGCCACCGUCCACUGCUGGACCAGCCCCUCCCUGGUCCCGGCUCCGUCUGCUGCCUCUUCCAUCUCUACCCUCUUCCUCUGGCCCUGGGCGUGAGAGGGUGGCAUCGAGGAAGUGGCUUCAGCUCAGAAGACAGGGGACGGGCAUGCCAUCCCUUUUAGAAACCCAGGGUACAAAGCGGACCUCCAGUGCUGGUCCUCCUCCCACGGAAGUGUGCUGAGGCACCGUGAGGAGAGCACACUAAGAGUCACGGCUCUUGCAACUUCAUCUGAAUUGAAAAGAAAUACCAGCAUAGACAUUCCUGAAUCAAAACUCUCUGGAAGAGUACACCCCUGGCAGCAGCGUCUGGUGGUGGUGCUGCUAUAGGUGACUUUUCUUUCCAUUUUAACUUUUAAUCUGUUUCCUAAUUUUUCUAUAAUGAAGGCAGGUUACUUAUGUUACAAUCAGAAAGAAGUUAGUCUUGAGGGAAGCAGAAAAGACAUCAUUUCUGACUGUCCUCGGCCACUUCCCUGGAGGGCAAUUCAAGCUGAAUUGAGCUCAGCCGCUCUGGGUUGCAGACACAGGAGCGGAAACCUCCCAGUUAAGCGCCCAGAGGAGGAUGCGAUGGGUUUGUGUGGCUGGAAUCUCCAGGGUAAGGGAGUCACAGGAAAAACCAAAAUCAAAAGGAAAACUAACAAAUGAAAGAGGGAAAAAAAAAACCCAUAUAAUAAAAAAAAAAACAAUUUUAUCAAAGCCAGCCUCAGCAACUUAGUGAGGCCCUAA